UUUUUUCUGGCAAUGACUCCGCUGUUUGCUUCUUGUUUCGCUUAUCAACCACAAAGAAUGGCGGACGAGAAAGAUUCAUCUUGUACACCGGUUUACUAUGUGGGUGAAACGGAGAGGACAAGACAUCAUAGUGAACCUAUGUUAGACACCACAACAUGUCCUCCACCCGCUCCUGCCGAAGAUCACAGUACCUUUGAUAUUGUUAAAGCAACUCAGUUUGGUGUGUUUGAAAGAUGUAGGGAAAUUGUUGAGUCAGGGUAUGAUGUGAACAGACCCGAUUCAGAAAAUGUUACAUUGUUGCAUUGGGCAGCUAUCAAUAACAGGCAAGAAAUUGUAAAGUAUUACCUUUCUAAAGGUGCCCAUGUGGACACUAUAGGAGGAGAGCUGCAUUCCACACCCUUGCACUGGGCAACCAGGCAAGGACAUUUAGCAAUGGUUGUCCUGUUAAUGCAUCAUGGAGCUGAUCCAUCCAUUACGGAUGGAGAAGGUUGCCAGUGUAUUCAUCUGGCUGCUCAAUUUGGACACACUGCUAUAGUUGCUUAUUUAGUUGCAAAAGGACAAAAUGUCAAUGCUACUGACAGAAAUGGAAUGACCCCUCUCAUGUGGUCAUGUUAUCGAAUAUCAACGAAUGAUCCUACAAGAUUACUGAUGACUCUUGGUGCUAGUCUGACUAUGAUUGAUCUUCAUCACAAAAAUACACCCCUACACUGGGCAGUGUUUGCAAGGAAUACAAAUGCAGCAAAUCUACUACUUAAAGCAGGGGCCAGUGUGGAUGAAGCAAAUAAUGAAAAAGACUCUCCAAUUGACAUGGCAAAGCGAUUGAAUCAAACAUAUCUUGUAAAACGUUUUGAAGAAGUAAAAAAAGAAAGGGAUAGGAAAACCAGAUGUCUUUCAAUAUACAGAGAUAAGAAAUUAAGGUACAGCUGCAUGGUUGGAUCUCCUUUCAUAUUGUUUUAUGUUAUUGGAGCUGUAUUUGAAAGCCGUGAAUCAUAUCUAAUUAAAGUUGGCCUAUUACUGUUCCUUGGUGUUGCUGUUACUAUAGCAGGAAGAUUGUUGUUUGAUGAUAGAAUAUUAAAUGUACUACCAAUUUCUGUGUAUUUGUCUACAAAAUUCUGGAUGUACAUCACUUGGUUUAUGUGGUUCCAUCCCUAUGUUGGUGACAUAUGGAGGACAUUAGGCUUUAUGUUGUGUACAAUGUUCCUGUUUUAUUCUUUUAUAAAAGCUUGGAAAUCUGACCCAGGCAUUAUACAAAGUACUCCAGAGCAGAGGUAUAAGGUAUGUUUCUUUAAAAUAGGUUUAGGAAAUCAUAAAUAUUUUGUGAUGUAUCUUUUUUGGCUUCUGAUUAUGAUAAUGUGGUGUAUACAUGGCUGUUUAAGGUAUUGGCAUGGAAACCUAGGAAAUGAAGAGAUGCAUUUUUCACUCUUCAUUUAUAAAGCACUUCAUGUGAGUGGUUGGGUCAGCUGGAUUGCAGCAAAUGCCUGUUUGCAUGGCUUUUGGGUCGGUUGCCUUCUUCUAUGUCAGCUGUAUCAGGUUAUAUGGCUUGCAAUGACAACAAAUGAACGAAUGAACUGUUCACGGUAUCGCCAUUUCAAGCGAGAUAAAAAAGGCAUAAUAAGAAGUCCUUUUUAUCGUGGUGCCGUUCGAAACUUUUUAGACUUUUUCGAAUGGCGAUGCUGUGGACUUUACCAGAUGGAUACUAGGGACUGGAAACAAAUAUAUGACUCUGACGAUGAGGGUGAAAGUGCCAUUCUGAUACGACCUGAGCACCAUUAUAUAUAAGAAAAUAGUCAAUGUAUAUAUUAUAUUAACUUACGAGGAUUUAUUGUAUGGAAAUAUCCAUUAGUCAAGUCAAUAUGAUGGUAGGACUGUACAAGAGUGGAAAAGAGCUGCUCUUUCGCACCAUUCGUCUGGUACAAUGGCUCUUUCUAUCUUGUCGGUGCUUUUUCUGGAUUGUUUCGUCCUCAUUGUUUCUUCAAAACAUUGCAUAGGCCUUAUUUAUUAAAAAAAAGGACUUUUUGUAUUCAUAGAUUGUAUAUUUUGCUUGCUACUACUGAACUCUUCACUUGUAUAUUGUUUUCUCAUGUAUUUUGUAUAUUGUAUUUUCUGCAAAUUGUGAUAAACAUUGGAUGUGUGUAAAAUAUACUAGACAACUAGAGGUAAUACAAAUAAAUGUUUCAAGUUGUAUGGAUUUGAUACUCUUUCGAGAAAUAAGUGCUGACUUCUAGAAUGGCUUUUUUGGUUGAUGCUAUUACUUCAUAAAGUUGUCACAAAAUCAGCAAAAUGAUUCAAAUAGAACAGCCUUAUAAACGUACCAGCCUUUAUGCUGAGUGGUUAGCAAAUAAUUUUUUCGUUAUCUGACUUGGUAGCUUCCCUGGUUUUUUUUCUCUUUUUAUUGUUGUUGGAAGAUAAAGUAGUAAAUAGAGAAGAAAUUCCCAAAACUUUACUAACUUGAGAUUCACUAAGUUUAUUAGUUGUUUUUGAAGACGAAAAAAAAAAUGCUUACCUUCCUUUUUUUUUAUUUAGUUAUUUAAAAUUUUAUAUGAUUAAAAAUUACACUAAAUUUCUGUAAAGUUAGAUAAUGUUCUUUUAAAACUAACAAGCAGCUAUGUAUCAAAAUUUUACAAAACUUCUGCAGCAAAUAAAUAAAUGCGUUAUAGGUUUGCAGAAAGUAUGUGUGAGCUGUUACACCCAUUGCUAAAGGCCCUUAUAUAGCAAAACGGAAAAGUGCAAAAACUGGUACGAAAGACAUUUCAUUUUAGCAUUUUUUUCGAGAAAAAUAAAAUGUCUGUAACUAUCAAGAUUUCUUCUGUAAUUUUAGUCUAUAUAUGAAACUGCUUAUUUUUCAAGGAUAAUGUAGAUAUUGUUGAAUAAUUUUAAAAAGAAUUAGUUAACUCCUCUCGGAAACUAGUUAUAACCGAAAUGGUUCUACUACCAGCCAUUCCUCUUUUCCGUCUCGCUUUCACCCCUGGUUACACCUCUCUCCAAACUUCUACACAACAACGAACGAAAGAACUUUCAGCCACAGCAUACUGAAAGUGCACUGAGCUGUGUAUACAUUCCGAUUUUUUUUCCUUCCAUUGUCAAGAUCACAUUCAUAAUCCCCAGCUUGCUAAAAAUGGAGCACCAUCAUCGAAUUCCAUUACUUUGUUUAUAAAUUAUUUGUUUAGGUUGGCUUUGUUGACAGAAUAACUAAGUAGCAUCAACCAAAUAAGCGACUGUAUUUAAAGUUGAUAUUUUGUACACAUCUCUCGCUAAGUCAAGUCACAAAACUAUGGAUCAUCCUAUGCAAGAACUCAUUUGUUUCAUUGUGUGUAAUGAUUCAUUUAUUUCAUGAUUUUUCUCUGCUGUCUGUAAAGUGUUGCAGUGACAGUGCUCGCAACAGCAUCAAAGCACUUCAGUGCAGGUGGAAUAACACUGCCUGAAUUCAACUCAUUCGCAAGUUUAUUAUAACUCAGGAGGUUGUAAAAUAACAUAAUGUUUAUCGUCUUCUUCUCAUCUCAUCUGUGUAACUGUAUUUUUUUAUAUCUAUUCAGUGCACUUAAAUCAGUCAGUGUCCUUUAGAUUUAUAAUUGCUAGUACUAUCUUCGUUAAAUCGAGCAUAAAGGUGCGUGGACAAAAACAUAAAUAAAAAGAAAGGACCGAUAAUAUUGCAAAUAGAUUUAAGCCAAGCUUUGCAUAUGCUUCCCUAGUUACAUCUCUAAAAUGUGUUAGACAGAUAUUAUAAAUAUGAAAAAUAUUUUGUUCACAAUGUUUAAGUCAUAGACUGAUUGAAUGAUGUUGCUCUUUGCAAAUGCCGAAUGAAUUUUUCGAUGCACCAAGCUAAUUGAAAAAGCCUUCUGCCCGAUAUUCUCUAGGCUCAUUACCAUCAGCCUAUGUGUCUUUUAGACUAACUGUGUGAAGGAUUACUGUGUGAUUGAUUUUGUUUAGACUUAUUUAAAUUAGCCUUUUAUAAGGCUAUUUAAAAAUAAGCCUUCACUACUUAUUUCAAACUGGUGGAAAUAAAUCAAGAUAAUUGAACUGUGAAUUACAUAUUUUCUAAUUAAUCUAAAGGUAUGUAAGUUCACUGCAAGUGUUAAAAUGAUUAGAAAACGCUGGAGACUUGUAAUUAGCAUAACUCAUUGCAGUUUGUGCGCAGAAACCAAAUUAUCCAUUGUUCUUUUGUCUGAUACUCCUUUCGCUGAUAUUUUUUCUAAGGGUUAAGUUUUAUUUUGCUCGACUUAUCUAUCAAUUUAAUCAAAUUUAAUAUAAAUUCUAAUGUAUAUCAUAAUUUUAGUAUUCGUGGUUUUGUCCAGUAAUAGAGUAUAAUAUACCUUUUAAAAAACAUCAUUUUAUCAGUUUGUUUUAUUGAUGUUACAUAAUCAAGUGUUUAUUUAUUUUUACAUAAUUUUAAUGUAAAAAAUUGUUUUUCCUUUGCUAUAUUUUUGCAUAUUGUUGAAUUUCUUAAAUCCCUAUGGAUAUUAGUAAUGCAUUGUUAUGUACUGCAUUUUUAACAACUUAGUGGCUAAAAUUCUUUUCUUUUCCUCUUCAAUUUUUUUAAAAUUUUAGCUUAUUAUUGUACCCUUGUAGAUAUAAUGAUAUCUUCAUCAAAUAUGCAAUACAUUUUUGACUAAACUUAAUAUGUAUUUAACAUUAUGUCUAAAAUGUCACAGAAUUGUGUUAUUCUUACAAUAAUUUUUUCUGUGCUUUAAUCCUAACAUAUGAUAUGAUGUUCUUCAUGGAAUAUAUCAAUUUUUUUCUGAAUACUUUUUUUCAUUAAACAAUCAAUGUCUUUAAUUUCUCUUUUCUUUUUUUUUUAAAUUGGUUAUUUACAUUUAAUAAGUAAAUGCAUUAAAUUAUUAAAUUUACAAAAUUUUUGUCCUGUUUGUUAAAAACUUAACAAAAAAUUUGACUGAAGAAGUAAAGAGUUACUUAAUACUUUAGGAUAAAUUUGAUAUUUUAAAUUUGUUUUAUUAAUUAGGCUUUGUCUUUUGAAACCAACAUCAUUCAUUAUCUCCAAACCAGGCAGUUGGGUAAAUGUUUUCAAAUUAAACUGAGUUCCAAGAUUACUUUAAGAUUAUUUUUCUUGUCUAAAUUAUUUUUUAUAUGUAAAUUAAAAAGUACUUUAAUAAUAACUGGUUUUGAUGUAUAUAUGUUUCCUACUUAUUUUAGUUUGAAAAAGGACCAAUCACAACUGCUUUAUGAUAAAGUUUUGUUUCAGUCCUUCGAAAAUAAUUUUAAUAAAUGUUCUAAAACAUUUUUUUUAUAAUAAUGAAUUUUAUUGAAAUUGAAAAAUUAUAGAUGAAGAUUAGUUUUAAAUGUUUUUUGUAGUUAUAUUGCAGCUAAGUUUCUUAUCAGUGCUGUCAGAAUAUGUGAGUUAUAGGGAUUGUUUGCAAAUAAUUAAUGGAUUAAAAGCUCUCAAAUGUAUCUUACCAAAUAUUAUUUACAGGGUUCACAGCAGUAAUUUUUAUUACUGGUGUAAAAAUUUAGUGGUCCAACAGGGCCACCUAGAUAUUCAUUUAGUAAUCCAAAAAUUUAAUAUGGUUGGCAAACUUGAGAAAAAAAAUUGAAAUUUGCAAUUACAUAAUUUGUGUUUCAGUGCACAUCAGAAAAUAUUAAUUGCCAUCUAUAUAGCCAUAAUAACUCAUUAGGUUUAUUUCUCAUAUUGAUCAAAGGUUAGCAUUUUUUUAAAGCUAAGUGAAAAAAAACUAUAAUAUUAGUAAAUAAAUUCAACAUAGAGACUAAGAUGCUGAAACCAAAUUAAUUAAUAAAUGAGGAAAACUAAGAACUAACAAAAUAUAUUAAAAAUUAAUUAUAAAGAAUUUUUAAAAUUCAAAUGAAAAAUUAUAAAAUCAAUUCUGACGGAGCGAAACAUUAUUUUGUUAAUUAACAAAUAUAUUGUCAGUGUAUGAAUACAAAGCACAGCACAACAUGCAAAUUUGAAAUUUCAACAUUUAAUUUUAAAAAUUUUUGUAUCACACAUUUUUAGUUACUAUACUUGAAUACCAUGCAUUUGAGUUCUAUACCAUGCAUAAAACAAUAAAAUUAGUACAACAUUUUUUUUUCUAAUUGCAUUUAAAUUGAUGCCAAAAACAGUUUAUUGUUGCAAUUUUGUAUCCAAACAUGAUUAUAGCUACAUUUGAAGAGCAAUUAUUUAUAAAAUUAUAUCGCAUUAGUUUGUUAGAUGAAAAAAUGGAAUUCUUUCACUAAAUAUGUAUAAAUGUUUUCUUUAAUGUAUGUAUUACUUAUAUUGUAAUUCUUAGACUUAAAUUGCCUAAUUUUAAAGCAAACUUUCAAUUAUUUUUUUAAAUAAUAUAGCAGAAUUUUGAUAAGCAAAGUACUUGGGUCAUAAUCUUGAAAUUAAAGUUUUUUUAAAUCAUAUAUUUAAAUGUUUUUCAUUUUUAUGAUAAAUUCCUUUUAUGAACCAUAACUUAAAAUUCAUGACACAUUUAAAAAAAUUAAUUUAAUAAUCUGUUUGGGGGGUUCCUUCAUUUGUCCCACCAAUGUCAAAUUUUUUAGCCUAAUUGACAUGUUAAAAAUUAUUAGCUGUGUUUGAUGAUGAACAAUUAAUCUAUGGCAAAUAAACUUAGCUUAAAAAUUAUGAAAUGGAAAUCGAUAUAUGUAAAGAAAAGUUUUCAAAUAAAUAAUAAUUGCAUAAUGAAGAUUUAACUGUAUUUGCAUUAUAUGACUAUCCUAAAUUCCUUAGGCGUCAAUCAUACAUUUAAAAAUAAAUAUUGUAAUAUACCAACAUGUGAUUUUUUAGUAUUUUUACUUAAUUAAUUAUUUUUGAGCAAUGUUUUCAGUAUCUUUUUGUGUAAUUGUGCAUUACUAUAUCCAAAUAUGUUGAUAAAUUGUCAUCUCUGUUCCAUUUCAGUAUUUUUCGUUAUGAUUGGGUCGCAUAUCUGAUUAUAAUUAAUGUUUUUAUUGCCAACUGUUUGGCAGUGAAACUGAGCAUUUAACUUUAAAAACAUAUUGAUUUUUCAAAGUAAUCUGAUCUUAUCUAAUAAUUUAUUUUAUAACAUUUUCUCUCAUAGUUUUCUCUGUUGUAUGGGUAUUAUUUUGAGUUGAGUUUUAAAUCCUGCAUAAAUGCCACACUAGCAUAAAAUUAAAUCUAUUGUUCUAAAUAAAUAAAUCAGAGUUUUAAUAAAUUAGCAAGCAUAACAUUCUAAUUAAUUAAAUAAUUAAUCACAUAAUUUAAAAGUUUUAAAUAUUAUUAAAAAAAGCAAAUAAUGUUCGUAAUAGCUGAAUGUGGCAUGUUAUGAUUUACACAUGUUAUGAUUACACAAGUUUAAAACCCUUUAUAAAUAGUAAUUACUUAAAUAUUUUGUCAUUUUAAGAAAACUAUAGCAGAAUUGUUUCAUCAAAUAUUCUUAUUACUUAGACAAAAUGAUUAACUGUUUAAUGAUAUUAACUAUUGUUGAAUUUAAGUGUAAUUUCAGCAUAAUUUUUUUAUGAGUGUUCAAAUGAAAUGUUUCUUGUUUUUUUUUUUUUUCAAAUAUUCUUAAAUAUUUAAUUUUAUUUAUCAUUACUUUAUUCAUCAAGGUUAAGACUGGUUUAAUUUUUGUUGCUGCUGCAUUUUAUUUCAACUCGAUAUUACAAUUUAUAAUUAGUCAAUAAUGUUUUCUCUUGCACCAAUAAGACAAAAUUAAUUAGAUAACAAUUCACUUUCUUUAUUUGUUUCUUCCUUUCUUAAUUUCAUAAAAUUUUUACAAUCAGAUCAUUUGUUAUGCUAAAAUAGAUUAAACAGUGGAAAAAUAAUUUAUUUUAGCUGAAUAUUUUUACAGUUUUUAUCUUUUAUUUUACCACACUUAUUGUUUAAUGCAGUUUCAAGGUUUAGAUUUACUUCAAUUUUUAGGAAUUUUUUUAUUAUUUUUUUAAUGAUAGUGCUAAUGUGAGAAAAAAUCUUUGUUUUAGUUGCUAUAUUUUUAUUUGUUCUAGGACAAAGUUAAAUAAAAUUUAUUUUUUUCUCUGCAUGUUUUUAUUGAUGAAAAAAUAUUAAAUGUUAUAAAAAAUCUCAAACAGUGUCUUAUAUUCUUCCUUCGACUUACUAUGUAAAUCCUAUUGAACAUUGUCAAAAAAGUUCUGCUUUCUAACACAAUGUUAUUUAAUCCAAUUUACUCAAAGGAUUGAUGAAACAUCUGUUGUGUUUUAAAGUGACCCACUAAGAUUAGUAAUUUAGAUUGUUGGCAUCAUUUUUACAAAUACAAAAUUGUGGCACCUUAUCAAUUUUUUACCCAUUUUAUAUCUGAUCAUUGCAUAUUAUCUACAAUAAUAAAUAUUAUGCACCUAAACCUAUUAUAUGAAUAAAAUUUGUAUUAAUUAUACAGAUAUCAAUUCACUGACUGGUGAUUGAGAAACAAUUGUCCAACAGGUUAUUCAACAUAUACUUUUUCAAUAUCUUAUCAAAUGUUAUAAAUAUUAAUAGUUUUUUUUUUUGUAACAUACAUCUUUCAAAAUAAACAAAGUAAACUCCCAACAGCCUGUUGUUGGUCAAGGUGGAUGCGGAAGUUAUUCCAUAAUUUUGGGACUAACCCAAUGAUUACAGUAACUAUUGAUUUGAAGCUGACAAGUCACCCAACAAAGACAGACUCUUUCUGUGUUAGCUUAAUUGUUAGAAUCUUCAGUGAUAGCUGUAGUUCUUUACAGUGAUAGUUCAGUACCUUAACCUCUGUGGCUUAACAGAACAAAAUAAACUUGAAUCUCGUUUUAUUGAGUCAGAACUUAGCAGUUUUUUCAAUGUGUAUUACAUUAAUUCCGAUACUUUAAGUAUCUUAUAAAGUAUGUCCCAAAUAAAAUUCAAACCAAGAAAAGUAAAACAUGAGCAAAGGAAAGAAGGAGUGUUUAUUGAACAAAAACUACAAUAAAUUUUAAAUUCUCGUAAUCUGCCAAGCGACAAAUUAAGCACAUAUAACAAGAUUAUCAUAGUAUCAACAUUUAUGGGCAAAAAUUUUUUAUCUCUUGUUCAAUUUUCGUUUUUAGUUAGGCGUUAAAUGUCAAGCAAUCUGGGGAACUCACAGGCCAGAAAUCUCUUUAGGGAAAGAUAUGAUUGACUCAGAUGUAUGAACAGUCGCACUAUCAUGGUGAAAGCAUCUGAGCAUAUAAAUAUUGCACAGGCAAAUGCUCUUCCUCGGAAGGUAUACUCUCCUUUUUUUCGGAAGUUGUGUUUUGUUUGGGACUUAAUGUAUUUAACAUUAUGGACUAUGUUACUCUGAUCAUAAGUUAAAUCGAACAAUAUUGCCAAGUACUUUUUUUUAUGUAAAUUGUUCAUUUUGACUAUAAAUUAGUAAAAUCCUCUAUAAUUGUAUCUCUAAAGUAUUAAUGUCUAGACUGUUUGCUCAUUUAUUUAGACUUUAUUUUGUAUUUUUUGUUAUUGUUUGUUUUAUUUUUGCUAACUGUACAUUUGUAAACUAUGUAUGAAUUUUAAAAAUUGAAAAUAUACUUAUAUCAGAAUUCGUUAUUUUAUGUUGUUUUUUGUUAUUUUCCAUGCGCAACAUUAUGUAUGUUUUCAGCAUGUAAGAAAAGUUUAUUGUAAUAUUCUUCAUUCUUUCAUAAAAGCUGUUUUUUGAAGGCUUUUCCGUCAUGUUAAAUAAUACAUUUUUAGCAAAUAAUAUGCUAUUUUUAACUGAGCUGUAGCAUCAGUAGUUGAAAUGCCAAACUCCUAACUUUCCUGAGAGUUCGACUCUAACUUAUACUCUAUUUAAAUUUCCACCAAAUUCUAGAAAAAUAUUAGUAUUAUUAGUUAAACUAAACUCAGUUGCAUGACAGCCCAUGAAGAGCAAAGGUAUUCUGUGCUCAUCCCAUGAACUUGGGCUCUGAGGUGCAGAAGCAGAUGUUCCGUUUAGGUGGUCAGUCAAUUGCGGUACCUCCAACGUUUUUAACCCAAGCAUGCUUGGUACUCAUUUUUUCAACUCAAAGAAGAGCUGAGUCAAUUUUGCUCAGCCCAAGAAUAGAACCAGAGACCUGUGGCAUGUGAAUGGGAAGCGCUACCAUUCUGUCACGAGGUGUCUUAUAUUAUUUGUUAGUGAGUGUUAAUUUCAAAAUAUGUAUAUUCCAUUUUUUUUAAUAUGAGAUUAGUUUAAAACGAUUAUUUGAUUUUAUUUAGCAUCAAUUAAGACUUAAUGCAAAAUGUAUUUGCACAAAAUAUUGAAAUUGUGCAAUAAGAAAAUAUUUUAAUUCCUCGCACAUAUAUAAACAUCGUACGACAAGAAGAUUUUAUAGUGACUGUACAUGAACUAGAAAACUAUUGUAAAUGAUACUUAAAAUUCAUUUGCACAUCUAUUUCAUUGAAUUUUCGCCUUUACUAAACAAAUUUGUUCUUGUAACUUCUGAAUCAAAAAAUAGUUUAUUGAUAAAUAACUUAUUAGUGUCAAAUUCUUAAUAGUUAAUGAAACAUAACUCAAAAAUGCUUGUAUGGAAUGAAUUAAGUUUGUAACAAGUUACAAUUUGACAUUAUGUUCAUAUCUGUUCACCUAAUUACAAAUAUUUGUUCUUAAGAUCAAAUUUCUUUUAACAAAUGGGAUCCAAUUCAUUCCAUUAAUCUUUUCAUACUCGUCUGAUUCAAGAAAAUUUGCCGCCUCAAUUUUUACAAUUGUGAGUUUGUAACAGUUAUUUAUAAAUAUUGUUUUGUGAAGCUUAGUCUUUUAACAUCCUCUAUGCUGAAUAUGAAAUAAUCUCGAAAUAUAUUGAGGAAAAGAGUACCGUUUUUUUUAUGAAAAGCAUUUAAGAUCUAAUUUUUUAGUAUUAAAUUACAAUUUUAUAUUCAUCACAUUAGGAUAAUCAAUUGCUGUGAUGUUUAGGUUUAUCAAAAUAUGCAAAAUAAGACUUCCCCCCCCCCCGGUUGUAAAAAAAAUAUUCCUUUUUAUCUUUGUUUUUUUUUUUUUUUAAAGAGCUGUAAUAUAAUAUGUAUAUAGAAAGCAGUCAUUUAUUGUAAAUAUUCUUAAUGUGCCUGAUAUGUUUAUUCUUAAAAUAUGAAUUUUUUUUAAUGGUUUACCAGUCUUGGCGUUUUCAUUACAUAGCAAUUUAUUUAGGUAUAAUUGUGUAUAAGAUACAUAAUUUAAACACAAUUUUAAAAAAUGCUUUGAGAUAUUUAUGCUUAAAUUUUCAUGUAAAGUAUCAUCUCGAUUAGUAUAGAAUAAGCCUAGUCUAGAUAUUCUAGUCCAGGUCUAGGUGUGGACCUGGUCUUGAGUAUUCAAGUAACAGGAUGGUAAUCAAAAAGUUUAAUUCAAUUAUCCAGGACCAGCCAGAAAAAAUGCAAAUGCAGAAAAAUAAGAUGAUUCACAAAAUAUUUUAUUCAUUUAUCUUUAAUAGUUAGAACUAGAUUCAUCUCAGAUAAUCCAAAACACUGAAAUUAUCCAAAUUAGUUUAAGACCUGUCAGAAAAAUAUGAUGGUCCAGCAAAAAAUCAAUCCAAUUUUCUUUUCUUUAAAAACUUCACUCUUAUUUUAUUCAGAUUAGGUAAGACUAACCAGAAAAAUCCGAUCUCUAAAAAAUAGAUGACUCUCCAAAAACAAAUCACUCCAAUUAUUUAGGUUAAUUAGAACUAACCAGAAAAAAAAAUAAAAUGAUUCACCAAAAAAUCACUCCAAUUUUACAUAUUAGAAUCAUUACCAGAAAUUGAAUUUUUUAAAACAAGCCUUGAAGAAAAUUCUAUACUAUGUCACAUCAUGCAUAAUUUGCAAAAAGCUAUUAUAAUAAUCGAAUUUUGAUGUUCUCUCAAAAUAAUUAGAAAUGAAAACUAUCUUGUAUUGUACAUUAUGUAUUGUUAAAAGGAGGUGUAAUUAACAUUACUUAACAAUUAGAUUCAUUUUAUUAUUACUUAUUUUACUUACGUAGUUUCAUUUCAAAUGCAUUGGUUGAGGUAGUAAUGAUGAGACUUAUAAUUUUAUACAUUUCAAAUUAAUACUUAGGAUGCAUGCUUUUAGUGUUUAUAAAUUAAUAUUUCAUUCAAUUCUGAAAUGCCUUUCUCAAUUUGUUGCAAAAUCAUUGAUUCAUUUGUAAUAAAUACAGUUAUUUUUGAUAAAAUUAUUAGUAAUGAAUCAUUUUUCAUUUUUGUGUAUAAUUGUGAACAAUCAGAAUCAUUGUUUGUGCACUCCAUGACUUAAAAAUAAAAGCUGUUGUCAUAAUUAA
This is a messenger RNA of Parasteatoda tepidariorum (common house spider), 12101 nucleotides long. The record is from RefSeq and is a predicted model, not a curated record. Lineage: Eukaryota; Metazoa; Arthropoda; Arachnida; Araneae; Theridiidae.